This is a messenger RNA of Durusdinium trenchii, 2653 nucleotides long. The record is from the annotation of a GenBank genome assembly. NCBI's taxonomy places the organism in Eukaryota, Dinophyceae, Suessiales, Symbiodiniaceae.
AAGGGGUGAGGGAAGCGCCAGACUCGUUGCGCAAGUUAUGGGAGUAGCAAGGCCAGGAGCCCCUAGUAGCAUCCUAAGAGAAUGCAUGUUAUUCUUUGUUGUGUGUUCACACAUUUAUAAGACAAUACAAUCCCCGAGUAUAUAAAUAUAUAUUGCGACAUAUAUAUUAUAUCUAUUACAAUCCUCGAACGACAGGACUGAGUUUGGUCACCCUGAUUUGGCCAUCACUUUGACCCUGCGCGCCUAUGCAGAAGAUGGUUUGACUCGUCAGUCACUUCGCCGUGUCCUGCAAUGGUUGAAGGACUUGACUCUCAAGGAACAAACACGUCACUACAGGCUUUGGUUAUGGGCUGCAGCCAUUGAAGAUGACUUGCAGACUGGGGCUGUUCACAAAGCCGUCGCCAAAAGGCCGAAAAUCCCAAGGGCUGCAGAGGGCUUGACCUUUGAUGAUCAGAUGAUUGAUUUGCUUUGGCCAAAGCUGGGCAAGAAUUUGCAGGUUGUCGAGACUUUCCUGGAGGAGUCAAGGAAACUCGACAAUUUCCGUUCAAGGUAUCAUCAAGUGCAUGGGAUUUGGCCGCUGGGCGUUUGAGAGGAUUUUCAGGCAGAGCGGACAAUCGGCAGCUUUUGCCUUUGGGGGUGCAGCAGUAUGAGGACGACAUGUUGAAGCACACUGAUGGCCGGGCUUUGCGAAGUCUUUGUGAUCCUGAGAUGGGCGGACCGUCCCCUGUGAAAAUGAUUGAGCACAAGGAACCCUUGCAGAUGUUGGAGGAGAUUCUCAUCGCUCAAUCUGAAGUCCAUGUGUCUGUACUGAUUGACUGCGGUGCUUUGCUCACUGGGAUGUCGAAUCGGCAAGUUGCAGAGGCUGUGCUGAAGCUGAGUCCUCAUAGAUUUCGGGCAGCUAUUUAUUUCGAUGAUGAGAACCAGAUCAUGGUACUGGACAGUGAUGGAAAAGACACUCCUUUGGCAAAGAGCCCACUUCAACCUGCCCAUGAGUGCUUCACAUAUUUGGAUGACAAGCACACGCGUGGAACGGAUCUACGCUUUGCCCCAGCUGCAGUUGGAGCAGUCACUGUGUGUAAGAAGACCACCAAAGACAGGCUAGUCCAAGCCUGCAUGCGCAUGCGUUCUCUGGGCCUGGGUCAAAAGGUUAUGCUUUUUGUGGACAGUGAAGCUGGAAGGCAACUUGCAGCAGAAGGUGGACAGCAUGGAGUGGAGCCAAGUGUGGGUUUAGUUCUUGCUUUUGUCACAGCUCGGACAGCAGAGGAGUUGAAGUCUGCUAUUGUUCACUGGGCAUUGCAGGGUUCAGCCUUUGCAACACGAAGGCCCUUCUUGGAACAUGUCCAGGGGGGCUUCGGGCCUGAAUGCAGGAGUUUGGCAAAGCUUUGCAGAGAGCCAGAGAAUUUUCAGUUGACUUCGUAUUGCCAGUCACUGGCUGCUUGCCCCAGUGAGGAAGAGAUUCCUAGGCGUGCUUUGGAUGCCCCAGAACAGAUCUUGAAGAAUGCAGAUCUGACACCACAAGAAACACAGCGCUGGAGAGAACGAGCACACAAGAGAAUCAGGAAUCAGUUGGCAUACUUGCAUGAUCACAAACUGUGUUCUGAGGGCGUUCUUGUUACUUCUAUGGAUGAGGAACAGGAACGAGAGAGGGAACAGGAGACAGAACGAGAGAAGGAAAUCGAAAUAGAAACCGAAGCUGAAGUGUGUCCUCCUCCAGUCCAAGCCCACACACCGCUUGCUGAGAAGCAAUGGGAAUGGGGCCAUGCUUUACAAAAAGGUUUUGUAUCUGAUUGCCUCAAUGAAUGCGAUGCAUGUCCCCGUUUGCAUGCAAUGACUGCAGAUGAGCUGGAACGCUGCGGGAUGCAUUUGCCACAGCUGCUCGAUUUCAGAGACAUGCCAAGUCAUUUGUUCAUCACCAGCAAUUGGCUUUGCAGUGUCCAAAUUACAGAUGACCAUUGCAGCCCUCUGGAAAGAGCACAUGCGUUGCGUGCAGUGGAUACUUUCCUUUUGUCUCCGGGCAAUGACCAAGUGACAUCGAUCAUCUUGCUAUCAGGCUGGGAAGCCAGCAAUGUGUUGGUAGAGAUGAGGUAUCUAAGCAAACAUGCCCCUCAGCGGGCAACGCAGGCAGAAGAGUUCUUUGCCCAGUGCCACUUGAGUGAUACUGGCAAAAGUAUGUCUGUUUGUCGUGUGGGCUAUCCAAAGCUUCCACGUGCAGAGCAUCGAGCUGUGCUGAAGCUUUUCAAUGGCUCCUGUGAUUACUCACUCAGUGAAUGUGCAGAAGUUGCGAAGUUUCUGGGUCUUUUGCAACCACGGAGCGCCUACAACUUUGCCAGCCACCAGUGGAAUGAACAACAAAGCCAGCGUUUGUGGGAAGCAUUGAGAGACCAUAAAGUUUUGAGCAGGAACGGUUUUGUGAAAGAGGUCCCAGACGUGGAUGCCAAACUGAGAGAGGCUGUGGAAGCCGCCUUGGAGCAACGAGAGGCAAAUUAUGCUUUAAAGAUGGUUUGGCUUCACCACCUGCUGACUCAGAUUUCAACAGGACGCAAAAAUCCUGCAGAAAUUGUGCCAGAAUUCGUGAGACUCCGACUACAAGGUCAUUGUGUCCAAGGAUCCAGCCUCGAGGAGCUCUUAGACCUUUGAAUCUGAUGUAGUAACA